Messenger RNA from Oryzias latipes (Japanese medaka), 2780 nucleotides. It is a transcript of the gene slc22a16, whose product is annotated as solute carrier family 22 member 16. NCBI's taxonomy places the organism in Eukaryota, Metazoa, Chordata, Actinopteri, Beloniformes, Adrianichthyidae. Gene Ontology annotation, cellular component: membrane. Gene Ontology annotation, molecular function: transmembrane transporter activity. The record is from RefSeq and is a predicted model, not a curated record. Gene Ontology annotation, biological process: transmembrane transport.
GUGCGUGCUCGCGCUCGCGCGUAACCGCGCACGGUGGCGCUUCAUCGUCACUUGGAGCGGGAGCGCGCCUGAAUCAGCUGUCCGCCAGGGGAAGGCGCACAGGGAGACGCAACGCCGUCAGGGAAAAUGAGCGUGGAGAGAAUUUUCGACGAGCUCGGACAUUUCCAAAGAUUUCAGGCGUGUCUGUACUUUGCAGCAGUCUUCCAGGCCAUCGCCUGUGGAAUUCACUACCUGGCCUCUGUUUUCCUUGUGGAGACUCCAAACUUUGUGUGUGGAGUUCCUGAGAACAUCACAGAUGUUCUGUAUGGUAACCUAACAAGCUCUGGCCUAGGGGAAGUCCUGCCUGUCUUCUCAGGGAAAGGACCUUUGGUGGUGAGGACGUCCGCGGGGGAGCAGUGGGAGCUCAGCCGCUGCCAAAGCGCUCUGCGCAUCAACCCCAAAAACUUCACCUAUGACUUUACCGGCAACAGAACUGUGAGCGGCUGCCAUGGGAACUUUGUCUUUGACCACACAGAGGUGCAGCAGAGCAUCGUGACAGACUGGGACCUGGUGUGUGAAAGGGAGUGGCUGGCCAAGCUGUGCCAGCCCACGUUCAUGAUGGGGGUGCUGAUAGGGGCGGUGAUGUUUGGGGACAUUGCUGACAGAGUUGGACGUGUGAGAAUUAUGAUGUUCACCAGCCUCUGUCAGUUUGCUCUCGGAGUAUCUGUUGCCUUCUCUGGAAACUACUACAUCUUUGUGGUGCUGCGUUUUCUACUGGCGAUGGUGUCGAGUGGCUAUCUGGUGGUUGUUUUUGUGUAUGUGACAGAGUUCACGGGCAACAAGGUGCGCACAUGGACCUCAAUGCACGUGCAUGCAGCAUUUGCCGUGGGCGUCAUGGUGGUAGCUCUCACCGGUUACCUAGUUCGAGUCUGGUGGAUCUACCAGAUCAUCCUCUCCAUCUGCACCUCCCCCUUCCUGCUCUUCUGCUGGAAGUUCCCCGAGACGCCUUUUUACUUGAUGGCCAAGGGCCGGUACCAGGAGGUCCAGAUCCUGCUGGACAAAAUAGGCCGCUUUAAUGGGCUCGAGUGCAAGUUGAAAGCAGAGGACCUGCUGGAGCCGGAGAAGAUGGAGUGCGAUAAAGCGUUGCUGCAGAAGGAGGCAGAGGAGCCUCUGCAGCCAGAGAAGAGGCUGACCAUCCUGGAUCUGUUUGGCAGCUGGAGGAUGGCCAGCCGCACGUGCACAGUCUGGGCCAUCUGGUUCAUCGGCAGCUUAGGCUACUAUGUCUUCUCCUUGGGUUCAGUUAAUCUUGGAGGAAACCAGUACAUGAACCUCUUCGUGGCUGGUGCGGUGGAAAUCCCCUCUUAUCUUGUCGGUUGUUUUGCGAUGGACCGGAUCGGAAGGAAGAAGACCUGCGCUCCAGCUCUGAUUCUGGCUGGGGUUGCUUGCGUCCUCAUCGUUGUGGUACCAGCUAAGUUGGAGUCUCUGGUUGUCGCCCUCAGCAUGAUAGGAAAGUUUGCUGUUGCAAUUGCGUUUGGUCUCGUCUACCUGUACACCUGUGAACUUUACCCCACUAUCAUCAGAUCCCUUGCAGUUGGAAGUGGCAGUAUGAUGUGUCGUGUUGGAAGCGUUGUGGCUCCUUUCUGUGUUUACCUGGCAGACGUUUGGAUCUAUCUACCUCAGCUCAUAGUUGGAAUCCUGGCGUUCAUCAUCGGCGUUCUGACGCUGCUGCUGCCCGAAACCCUCGGGGAACCUCUGACAAGCACCAUGGAGGAGGCUGAAGCUCUCGGACAACAGCCUGCCAAGAACAAAAAGGUUGAGGAAGGGGUGGAGCUUAACCAAACAAAAGCUUAACAUUUAAUUAAAAAAACGUUUGUCUCAAAACCAUUCAAGUUUCUUACAUAUUUUGUAAUGUUUUGUUCUGAAAAGAGUCCCAAAGGGGACUUUUUGACUUGUGUGUAUGCAUGGAUAAUUCAUGUGCUUGAGAAUACAGACUAAUGAUCAACUUUGAUAGUUUUUGCCUCUAAUAUGCUCUGUUGGCCAUCAUAUACAUCAAAGACUCCACUGAUAAUAUUGCAUAAAGUGUUGAUGGUCAUUAAAGUAAAAAAAAAAAAAGAGUAGCAGAAAAAAAUGAAUGUCUUAUCAAAGCAUGAUAUGACAAAUGUGAUUUCUUUACUUAGUUACUUUACAAGUAAAGAAAUCACAUAAUUGAAAUUAUGUGAACAUUACAUAAUGUAAAAAAAUACAAUAGAAGUGUUUUUUUUUCAGUUACUUUCAUUGGUUUUAAUCUCAGGACAUUACUGUGAAAACAUCACUAAUUUAAUUCUAACAAUUUAAAAUUCUUAGUUUUAGCAAAGCUCUAAAUAUAGUUUGUGUGAAUGCAUGUUUGUGGGCGAUGUUUACAGCUACGUUUUCAUUGCAUGUUUAAGAGCAAAGGUGAGCAUGGAAUAAGACUGUUCAGGUGAGAAUCAAGCUGUUGGGACCAAACAUGAAUUAGUGCUGGAUUUUAAUGUGGAAAUAUGUAGAGUGAAUGAUAGAGGGAGAAAAAAAAGCUGAAAAUUAUCAAGUUCAACAGUCAGUUUCUUUUAAAAACAGUUUUUUUUAUAAAUUUAAAAAGUUUUGUGUUUGGUUUUCUUUUGGCAUCAAGCUAAAUAAUUGAGAUGAUUGACACAGAUAUUGCUUAUGUUUCUGUGGUUUUAGUUUUACAGUGCUGAUAUAAAGAAAGGGAACUUGGAAUAAAGUGUGUUUGAAAAGAAGAUCUUUAAUAAAUAUAAUGGAGAAUAAAUCAAGUAGCUGCUCACAAA